Messenger RNA from Pogona vitticeps (central bearded dragon), 3153 nucleotides. NCBI's taxonomy places the organism in Eukaryota, Metazoa, Chordata, Lepidosauria, Squamata, Agamidae. The record is from RefSeq and is a predicted model, not a curated record.
UUGGCUACACUGUGCGUUUUGAGGAUCUCACCUCGGAGGAGACGAAAAUCAAGUUCCUGACAGAUGGGAUGCUCCUUAGAGAAGCCAUCGGAGACCCUCUCAUGCACAAGUACAGCGUCGUCGUCCUGGAUGAAGCGCACGAGCGGACCAUCCAUACCGACGUGCUUUUUGGAGUGGUGAAAGCAGCGCAGAAGAAGCGGAAGGAGCUGGGGAAAUCUCCUCUGAAAGUGAUCAUUAUGUCUGCGACCAUGGACGUUGACCUCUUCUCCCAGUACUUCGGUGGGGCUCCCGUCCUCUAUCUGGAAGGCCGCCAACACUCCAUUCAGAUCUUCUACACCAAACAGCCUCAGAGCGAUUACCACCAAGCUGCACUUGUGACCAUCUUCCAGAUCCACCAGGAAGCGCCGUAUUCUCAGGACAUUCUAGCGUUUCUGACGGGCCAGGAAGAGAUCGAAGCAAUGACCAAAACAUGCCGGGACAUCGCGAAACACCUUCCUGACGGCUGUCCUCAGAUGGUGGUGAUGCCCCUCUAUGCCUCCCUGCCUUACUCCCAGCAGCUCCGGGUCUUCCAGGUGGCACCCAAGGGUUAUCGCAAAGUGAUCCUCUCCACCAAUAUCGCUGAGACUUCCAUUACCAUCCCGGGGAUAAAAUACGUUGUGGACACAGGGAUGGUGAAAGCAAAGAAGUAUAGUCCAGAAAGUGGCCUGGAAGUUCUGGCAGUCCAGCGAGUGUCCAAGGCCCAGGCUUGGCAACGGGCAGGCCGGGCGGGGCGAGAAGACAGUGGGCUCUGCUACCGUCUUUACACAGAGGAAGAGUUCGAGGCGUUUGAGAAGAUGACGACGCCAGAGAUCCAGAGGUGCAACCUGGCCGGCGUGAUGCUUCACCUGCUGGCCCUGAGAAUACCCAAUGUCCUCACUUUUGAUUUUAUGUCAAAACCAUCACCUGAGGCCCUCCACGCAGCUAUCGAGCAGCUGGCUCUCCUGGGCGCUGUGGAAAGGAAGGACGAUCAGCUGAUCCUCACCCCCCUGGGAAGAAAGAUGGCCGCCUUCCCGCUGGAACCCAAGUUCUCCAAAACCAUCCUGGUGGCUCCCAAAUUCCACUGCACGGAGGAGAUCUUGACCAUCAUCUCCUUGCUUUCCGUGGACAGCGUCCUCUACAACCCUCCUUCACGGCGGGACGAAGUGCAGGCUGUGCGGAAGAAAUUCAUAUCUAGUGAAGGGGAUCACAUCACCUUGCUCAAUGUCUAUCGCGCCUUCAAGAACAUCAGCGGCAACCGGGAAUGGUGCAAAGAAAACUUUGUGAACAGCAGGAACAUGAUGCUGGUGUCGGACAUUAGAGCUCAGCUGAGGGACAUUUGCAUCAAGCUCUUCACCCCCCUGGAGUCCUCCCGGUCAGACACGAGCAACAUCCGUCGUUGCCUGGCUUACAGCCUCUUCAUGAACACGGCCGAGCUGCAGCCGGACGGCACGUACGCCACCACCGAUACCCACCAGCCGGUGGCCAUCCACCCCUCGUCGGUCCUCUUCCACUGCAAGCCGGCUUGCGUGACGUACAACGCGCUGCUCCACACCAAUAAGUGCUACAUGCGGGACUUGUGCGUCGUGGACGCCGACUGGCUGUACGACGCUGCCCCCGAUUACUUCCGCCAGAGGCUCAGGGCGUCCAAGAACUGACCUGAUGAAGGCAGGCUGCUGAGGGAUGAUGGAGAAUCAAAACAUUGGUACCCAAAUAGAAACUCUGUUUUGCCAGCGGGCUACCCCCUGAUAGAAGUUCCAGCCGUUUGAUGUCACCUUUAACUACUGCGCAUGGCUCCUUCCUGUCAAAUAUUGCAAUCUGGUAUUUCUGAAGGGGGUCGAAAAUGUUCUGUCGUAGUUCGGGAUAGUUCUCUGCAUGGCAAAGCUAUCAUGCAGAGGACACCGGCGGUCUCACCAAAUGACACCAGGGUACCCUUUGAUGGAGCCGUAAUUUGAAAACAAACGCCUGAAAUGGUGCAGGGUAGAUAACACACUUCUGUGCGAAUUGUAGCCUUGUUUGAGGAAUGAAGGGGUGCUGGUUUCAGCUUUUGGCUGGGUGUUGAACAAAAAAACGAAGACAACCCAAAGAGCUUUUCAAGACAGGCUUGACGGACCUGUAUAUUUGCAGAUGGCCUUAGGGUGGGCUGUGUAAACACUGUGUGUUCCAUGUCUCCGUCCCAGGACUUUGGGAAGAAAAAGACUUUGAAACACUGUCAUUUCUAGGACGGAAAUGCUUUUCUCUCUCUCUUUUAGCAUCUUUUAACUUUAAGUCAUUGGAAACAUUUCAUUGUACUGUUGGCCAUGUGGUUUCUUGCCCAGUGCACCCAUCGUCUUACAAUGGUUCCCAACCUUGGGUAACUCAGGUGUCCUUGGGACUACAACUCCCAGAGAUCCUGGCCAGCCCAGCGAGUGACGAAGGCUUCUGGGAGUUGUAGCCCAAGAACAGCUGGGGACCCACAGUUGGCAACCACCGAUGGUUCCAGAAGAAGCGUGGGCAAAUUGUGAGAAGGGGUUGCCCCCCUGAAACCAGAAGAGGCUGGCAACCCACUGGCCGUUCUGUAAAAACUGGAGGGGACCAAAACAAGGCAUGGCGUUUGUUAGUCACCUUUUGUUGGAAUAUUCAUGGCAUCUGGAAGUUCAUCAGCUCAUUUGUGUGUUUGUGUGCGAGGUGGUGGCCUUUGGUCUGCCGACUGCUUAUAGGAGGGCAUACAGCCAGCGAGCCAGAGAGAUCAGGCUGGAACCCAAAUCCUUGUGCAUAAGAUGAUUUUAUUGCCUUAAGGACGAUGUAUGAUCACUCAAUGGUGAAGAUAAAUGGAAUCACUGAGUUAUCUGCCUGGCUGUGAAUUUAUUCCUUCGCAUGGCAGAAAGCUGCUGGAAUUGGUUUUGGCACCAACCAGUUAAGCUCUGGGAGGGGUCCUGACGUUCAGUGAGAGAACCCCGGUAUGGCAGACAGAAAGGUCCAAUCUUCAGCAAGAAUCGGGUUAAGAUGCUUGCCAGUGAAAGCAUGCGGUCCUGCGGAAUGGACUAAUUAACCCUGCCUUUAUUGAAGGCAGUACUUGCCACAAUUUGUGGUUUUAGACAACUCCCUGAAUUCCUAGACCACCCGUUACAAACGGUGGGGGAAAUCAUUGCUUUAUGU